GGGCAGUACAGUCAGGGCGUUGUUGAUUGUUGAUGGGACAGCGGGACCUUGGUGAGGGAGGGAGGGAGGGAGGGCGUUUGAGGGAGGGCGUGUAAUUCUUCCACAAAGCGGAUCGCUAUGACGACAGGGAUGCUUAAGCAAUUGGUCGGAUCUGGCGUGCCAAGCAAGUGAAUACGAUCAGGAAGUAGUCGACCUGCCUGCCUGCCCGGAGGGGGGCGGAGCUUGGUCUCUACCCUGAGUGGGUUUUCGAGGAGGCACAGGAGGGAGGAUGGAACCCUCGGACCGCGGUCGUCGUGGAAUGGGCGCGUCGGGAUCCGAUGCGGGUAAGGGGAAAUCCAAAAGUGCGGCACGUGGAGGSGUAAGGACAYUGUCUGAUCUCGGCCGGGACCGGGAUGGCUCCGAUAGCGAUUCCGACAGGCCUCAGGAGUAUUAUACUGGGGGCGAGAAGAGUGGUAUGAUGGUACAGGAUCCGACCAAUCGCGAUAGCGUGGACUCCAUUUUCAAUCGAGCACGUCAGCUCGGCGCGCUCGAAGCCGCCGAUAUGCCGCAACGGCCGACGAAUGCAGGGAGAAGAUCUUUUGCAGGCGUCGGUCGGACGUUGACAGGCGACCCACGGCCAGAGCAACCGAGGGCUGAUCCUCGUCAGCCUCCGGAACCUGUAAUGCAUACAAUCACGUUUUGGAGGAACGGAUUCACGGUUGACGACGGUCCACUUCGCACUCUCAGCGAUCCCGCGAAUCGGCCAUUUCUUGAGAGCAUUGAGAAGGGUCAAUGUCCCCAUGAGCUUGAACCAUCGGAUAGGAGGGUUCAGGUCUCUGUUGAUCUUGUGCAGAGAUCUUCAGAAGAUUGGAAGCCGCCUCCGGAGCCGAAGUACAGGGCAUUUGGAGGGACAGGAAGAACGCUUGGGAGCAGCUCCGUGGAAAGUCAAUCUGUUCCUUCUUAUUUGGCGGCACCUUCGGCGUCAUCGGCUGGAGGAAGCAACACUCCUGCCGCUGGGCUUGUCAUUGACGAUUCCAAGCCUAUCACCUCCAUCCAGCUUCGUCUUCUCGACGGGACUCGCAUGGUUGCUCGAUUCAAUCACCACCAUACGGUCGGGGAUAUUCGGCGGUUCAUUGAUGCAGCCAGACCGGGUGGCUCUCAGACCAAUUACCAUCUUCAGGCAAUGGGCUUCCCACCCAAAAUAUUGUCAGACCCAUCGCAGACUGUGAAGGAUGCUCAAUUGGUUAAUUCUGUUGUGAUUCAGAAAGCAUGAUGAUGACGAGUCUAGGCCGACGGCGCUGCUAAACGUUUCUGAAUUAUAUGUUGGUGAGUCGUAAUUCGCGAUUGUCUUCGAUUCCUUAGUGUGUGUAUCUGUCUUGGGUUGAGAAGCGAUUAACUUUUCUAGACGGAAGAUGGGAGGGGGUGGCGAUAACUUUCUCGAUGGGAAAUGGGAGCGGGCGCGUUGGCAAAUAUGUCGGGUGCGGAAUUGAGUUGUUUGUUGUGUACGAGCUGUGUGUGCUGUGUGUUUGUGGUCCGAUCUCGUCUCAAUAAGUCUUGGUCGAAACUGGAGGGUGUACUCGCACUGUGACACAUUUUUAAGAGAAUGUGGUCAUGAUUUCAGUCAGAUGCAUCUGGGAAAAGUCUGUGCUCCACAACGUCCUGUUUGGAGCGGUGCAAACCAAGGGGUAGGACCAUCAGUUGUCAAUGUCCAAAUUCAUAACUACUCCCCACUGGUCAUGAGGCAGGUUCCUGUGGGGCGUAGGAUGUUAAUUCCUAAAAGAACAAAGUACUUGGAUUCGUCGAAGGUUUUCAUUGUGCUACUCUUGCAUGUGGGGUGUUCUUUUUAUGCGUAUGUUGCUGACCAUGUGCAGGUGAAUAUGGGAGCCAUAUAAUAGAACAACGAUCAUUGGCCUGUAAUAUUAAAGUGUGGGGAUGGGUAAAAGAAAGGGGUGAUGGGGCAGAGAAGGGGAGAGAGAGAGAGAGAGAGAGAGAGAGAGAGAGAGAGAGAGAGAGAGAGAGAGAGAGAGAGAGAGAGAGAGAGAGAGAGAGAGGGAGAGAAAGAGAGAGAGAGAGAGAGAGAGAGAGAGAGAGAGAGAGAGAGAGAGAGAGAGAGAGAGAGAGAGAGAGAGAGAGAGUUUUGGGAGGAAGGCAGACAAGGAUGUGGCAAGGAUAUGCAGAUUGUGUGUGUUGAUGGUUGGGAUACUUCAGCGAUCGAGUGAUUCUGGUAUCAUUAGAAUUGUUUCUGAAGUUCCAAAGGGAUUUCAUUGUUUUAAACUUUAAAGUUCAUCGUUCAAACUUUUCGAGUUAUUUCCCUGUAGCAUGUGAUUUUAGGGCUUGGGUGAUGAACUGUUCUCCAUGUUAUGAAUGUCACAAAGUCAGUGACUAAGACAGUUUUUGUCUGUAGGCCUGCUGCAAAAUUGUUAUAGUGGCAUACAAGGACUCGGGGCAUCUGUUAAAAUUGGAACGAUACUGAGAAAGAAGAUUAGUAUGGCAUUGCGCAAGGAUGACACACACAAAUUGAGAAAUGGUGCAAAUUCG
Chara braunii is the source of this 2517-nucleotide messenger RNA. The record is from the annotation of a GenBank genome assembly. NCBI's taxonomy places the organism in Eukaryota, Viridiplantae, Streptophyta, Charophyceae, Charales, Characeae.